AUGGUGAACACAAGAAGCGCCUCCAAGUCAGCCUCGGUAGCCGGUGCCACGGACAGCACCGGUACUGAGGCCACCGCGACGACGGCAACCACGAGCAGCGGGGAUACCUACACGUCGACGGGAGCAUCCACGGACACAUCGAACGAAGCAUCAAGCACUGCGGCCGCCUCAGAAGUCACGGCGCCCGCCUCCGCUACAGCCCGUGUCCCUGCCCCCGCGCCCCCCGCGCCUACCCCUGCGACGCCGAAGCCCGUCAAGCCGCACACGCCACGUCGCGCAUGUUCAAAUGCGUCUUCAAAGGGUCGCCGCCGGGAGUUGCUGAAGGCCAAGGAAGAGCUUCUAAAGAAACAAAUGGAGUUAGCCGCCGUACGGGUGGCCAUGCUGGAAGAAGAAACGGACGAUGAAGAAGAAGAAGACGACACCUCCACCAUAAGGGGUGUCCGCAUGUCCGAGUGGGUACAACAAAGUACUCUCGCGCUGACCAUGCAACCACAUCACGCCGUGCCGAGAGAAGACGCCGGAGCGACAGCGGGCCUCCCACGCCGGACAUCGAUGCCAGAGCCGCGCAUCGAAGCCAGUCCACCGGGAGCCGCACUGGAGAACGCCGCGCCGCCGUCUGCACGUCGUGAGCCGUGUCCCAUGGGUGCCGACGAGCCGAGAGUACAGCUGCCACCGAACCCGUACACGUCAGGGCCGCACGUGUACGAGCCGCGUCCGGUGCAGCAUCGCUACGACCCACGACCGAGCGCCUUCGACUACAAGGAGCUAGCCGAAGCCAUCGCCCUCGCUGCACGUGCGCUGCCGUCGCCGCCUCAACAUGUCGCCGCGCCGCGCCAUGUCAACGAGCUACCAACGUUCAGCGGGGCAUCGAGUGAUUGGCUGCCAUUCAAGGCGGCCUAUGAAGAAUCUGCGCAGUCCCUCACGGAGCAAGAGAACCUGUCUCGACUGCGCAGAGCCAUCAAAGGAGCAGCGAAGGAGGUCGUCCACUGCCUGUUCAUCGGGACGCCCUCUACGAGAGAAGUGAUGGAGCUGCUGUCUGCGCAAUUCGGGAGGCCGGACGCACUCAUCAUUCACGAAAUGGAGAAGCUGCGCAGACUACCGAAGAUCGUCGACACUCCGAAGGCCAUCUGCGACUUCGCCGCGACAAUGACCAACGCGACGGCCACAGUGGUGGCAUUGAAGAAGGAGCAGUACCUACACAAUGCGGAGAUCGUCAACAACGUCGUGGAAAAGCUGCCGGCCACACUGCGCAACGAGUGCUACACCUACAUCACCGAGCAGCCUGAAGACAUCCCCGACCUAGUGAAGCUGACGCAGUUCGCCAAGCGGGCCGCGGCACGGUGCAGCCGCUUCGCGCCCAUGGACAUCGCAGCGAGUGACCGGCGGGAGCCCGCGCCAAAGAAGACUGCGCGCACGUACCACGUCGACACAACUACAGCUGCGAAGCCUGCGUGCCCCAUCUGCGGCGAGAAGCAUGAAGCUGCCGCCUGUCCGACACUGAAGCGAGCCGAAGUACCUGCGAGGUGGGACAUAGCGAAGAAAUACAAACUAUGUUUCCGCUGCAUGAAGAUCCGCAAGUACCGACACUCCUGCAAGCCGAAGCAGUGCGACAAGGACGGGUGUACCUACAUGCACCAUCCGCUGCUGCAUGGCGGUACCUACGCAUCGACCGCCAGUACGCAAGUCGUCCAAGAAUCUGAAGCGGUAACAACAGCGCGAGAAGAAAGAAGUGCAACGGGGCUCCUGAAGAUACUACAAGUACGAGUCACCGGGCCAAAGGGGUCGCUCGACACCUACGCGCUACUAGACGACGGGUCGACGUGCACACUCAUCGAGUCAGCAGUCGCGCAGCAGAUCGGAGCAACGGGACCGCCGUCACCCUUUUACAUAGAAGGGGUGUCGGGCAUGAAGAUCGACGCCAGUGAGUCGCGCCGAGUCAACUUGAAGAUCUGCGGGCGCAACACGAACGAAGUCGACAUCUGCGCGCGCACAGUGCCGGACAUCGGUGUCUCGCCUCAGACGGUGCCUGCGGGGAUCAUCGAGAGCUGCCCACACCUGCAGGACAUCAAGGAAGACAUCCUCUACGAGCGAGGCGCCGCCACCAUCCUGCUCGGGCAAGAUAACUGGGAGUUGCUGCUCACGCACGCUUUCAAGUCGGGUGCGCGCGGACAACCUGUGGCGUCACUCACGACGCUCGGGUGGGUGCUACACGGCGUGCAGUACCGACAGCCAGCAGUGCAGCGCGUGCACCACCUCACGGUGCAGCCGCUUCAAGAAGAGACCAUGGAGAAAUUGAUGCGGGACCACUUCGCACUCGAGUCGCUGUGCGUCGACAAGAAGAAAUCAUACACAGAGGCCGAGCGACGCGCGCUUACGCAACUAGAAGAAAACACGCGCGCACUACCGGCGGGAGGCUACGAAACAUGCCUCCUGUGGAAAGAAGACGACCCUCGGCCACCAGACAACUACUCGAGUACAAUGAAACGACUCGAGUUACUCGAGAGGAAGCUGGACAAGAACGAAGCUAUGAAGACGCGGUACAACGCACAGAUGCAGGUGCUGCUCGACAGCGGCUACGCUGAGGAGGCGCCGCGUGAGAAGAACGAGAAGAUCUGGUACCUGCAUCACUUCGCUGUCAUCAACCCUCAGAAGCCGGAGAAACUAAGGAUCGUCCACGACGCCGCCGCUCGAACGAGAGGGACAAGUCUCAACGACAUGCUGCUGCCCGGCCCAGACCUCCUGCAGUCACUCCCGGGGGUCCUCAUGCGGUUCCGGCAACAUGCAGUGGCGGUGAGCGCGGACAUAAAAGAUAUGUUCAUGCGCGUUCACAUCCGAGAAGAAGAUCGCGACAUGCAGCGCUUCCUAUGGAGGAGAGAUCGACGAGCAGGCCCGCCUACCGAGUAUCGCAUGAAGAGCGUCAUAUUCGGUGCGACUUCAUCACCGUGUACGGCUAUUUAUGUGAAAAAUAGCAACGCCGAGCGCUACAAGGACAUCUACCCGGAGGCAGCCGAGGCCGUGGUAAGAAAUCACUACGUGGACGACUACCUGGCGAGCUACGAAACAGAAGAAGAGGCGGUGCGCAUCUCCACUGAAGUCAACAAGAUACAUCACUUCGCGAACUACGACCUGCAAAAGUGGACGUCGAACAGCCGCAUCGUGCUCGCUCAGCUGUCGUCAUCUGAAGCUGAAGACCCUAGACUGCUGCAACUGGACCCGGGGAAGUUGCUAGGCAUGGUGUGGCACCCGGAGGACGACACACUCUCCUUCAACUUGAACAAACAUCGCAUCCCCGAGGCAAUACUGAGCGGCGAGCGCACACCUACGAAGAGAGGAGCGCUGCGGACAGUCAUGUCGAUCUACGACCCGCUCGGACUCGCCACGCCAGUCACCGUGCAAGCGAAGCGCAUCCUGCAGGACGUCUGGCGCUCCGGCAUCGACUGGGACGCGCAACUCGAAGACAACGAAGCACGAGCAUGGAGGAGCUGGAUCGAGCACGCGCAACAGCUCCCGCGCCUCGCCGUGCCGCGCUGCUACGCCUCAUACAGCGGCGCGGCCACCCGCGAGCUCCACGUCUUCGUCGACGCAAGUUCGUCUGCAUAUGCUGCUGUCGUCUACUGGAGGGUCGUCGAUCAAGAGGGAAACACACACCUGUCACUCGUCAGCGGAAAGGCAAGAGUCGCACAGCUCAACAAGGUGGUCUCCAUCCCGCGACUCGAACUGCAAGCGGCCGUGCUGGGAUGCCGCCUCGCACAAGCCGCCAUCGAAGAACACGACUUGAAGCCGAGUCGUCGAGUGUACUGGUCGGACUCAAGAACAGUACUCACGUGGCUACGAAAUGGCCCACGUACCUACAAGCCGUUCGUAGCACACCGCGUAGCCGAGAUAAGCGACACUACGAAAACAAAGGAGUGGCGCUGGGUACCUACAAAGGAGAACACAGCCGACGACGCAACGCGCGACACGCCCCCGGACUUCAACUCAAGUCACCGGUGGUACCGCGGCCCCGCCUUCCUAUACCUACCGGAGGAGCACUGGCCGCGAGAAGAGAAGAUCAUCGAAGAACACACGGGGGAAGAGCGAACACUCGUCACUGUCGCCGCCACACGCUUGUCUGAGGCCCUGCCAGACAUAACUCGCUUCAGUAACUUCAUGCGAGUUAUUCGAGCGACGGCACGGGUACUACAAUUCAUCGAGCUACUACGUGCGAAGAAACAAACAGCGCACUAA
This is a messenger RNA of Plutella xylostella (diamondback moth), 4227 nucleotides long. RefSeq lists its product as uncharacterized. The record is from RefSeq and is a predicted model, not a curated record. NCBI's taxonomy places the organism in Eukaryota, Metazoa, Arthropoda, Insecta, Lepidoptera, Plutellidae.